Aplosporella prunicola CBS 121167 is the source of this 585-nucleotide messenger RNA. RefSeq lists its product as uncharacterized. Lineage: Eukaryota; Fungi; Ascomycota; Dothideomycetes; Botryosphaeriales; Aplosporellaceae. The transcript is spliced from 3 exons. The record is from RefSeq and is a predicted model, not a curated record. The coding region runs from base 1 to 585 and encodes 194 amino acids.
AUGGCCGCCGCUGUAGAGUCCGCGUCGCCUUCUUCUUCCAUCUACGCCCAGGUGGACAGCUACCCGUGGGACACGGAUGCUGAGUUCCAAGGCGGUCUCAGCGCCAUUCUGGGCUCCAAUCCGCCCUCUGACCGAGCCGCCGAGCUGACACUGCGCGCCCGCUGCUUCUAUUACUCCAGGAAGUUCAAUGCUUCCGUCGACUUCGACGCGUACAAGGCAUAUCGCGCGAGCAUAGGCGCCCCACCUCCCUCGCUCGCCGCCAACGGCCCGGCCACCGCGCCCGCGACAACAUCAACUCUGCCCGAUCCCGCUCCAGCUUCUUCGUCCGCACCCACCGCGCCCGCGACUGUUUCCGCCGUCACUGCACCUUCCGCCGCCGCUUCCGCCACUGCUUCCGCUGCCGUCCCGCCUGACGCGCCGUACCCGACGUCCUUUGCGCACAUUGUCGAGCUCAUCACGACGGGACAGCCGAUCCCGGGCAUCAAAGAGAUCCCGGACACCGUGUUAGCAGGACAGGGCACAGCACCCACCGCGUCGAAGCGUCGCAAACCUUGGGAGCGCGACCAUCGCCGGAACACUCUGUAA